Vigna unguiculata (cowpea) is the source of this 2796-nucleotide messenger RNA. RefSeq lists its product as uncharacterized. The record is from RefSeq and is a predicted model, not a curated record. NCBI's taxonomy places the organism in Eukaryota, Viridiplantae, Streptophyta, Magnoliopsida, Fabales, Fabaceae.
AUGCCAGAUUACUGGAUUUGGACAUUUCACGGUGAAGAAGUGCCCUCUGUUUAUUCGGGUAAACAUGACACACAUUUACCUAGUUCAAACACGGUGGAUCAUACCUCUGAGAUGAAUCAAAUUAUGUAUAUGCAAGAGAUGUUGAGUAAUGCUCUUGACCAACAUGAUUCAUUUGAAGAAGCAGACGGGAGUCAUUUAGAAGAGUCUCCAAAUGACUUCACUCAGAGAUUUUACAAUUUAUUAGCAGAUGCCAAUGAACCUGUAUUUGAAGGGGUUACAGAGUCUAAAUUGUCAGUAUGCAUUAGACUUUUGUCCCUCAAAUCCAACUGGAACAUUUCCAACCAAGCAUUGGACAACAUUGCAAAACUCAUUUUAGAUCUAACACCACCAAAUAAUUCUUUGCCCAAGAAUUACUAUGAAGCAAAGAGAUUAGUUUCGAAGUUGGGAUUGGAGUCUAAGAAGAUUAAUUGUUGUAUGAACGGCUGUAUGCUUUUCUAUGACAAUGAUAAUGGAAAAAAUGAUGCAUCUUUGCUCCAAUGCAAAUUUUGUGGACACCCUCGAUAUUGUACACUCCAUGGAGGCCAGAGGCAAAAAAAACCAAUUUCAUUGAAGUCCAUGUUCUACUUGCCUAUAAUUCCAAGACUACAAAGAAUGUUUGCUUCAAUGCAAACAACACAACAUAUGACAUGGCAUUAUGAGAACAAAAUAGAAGGCAUGCUACGUCAUCCAUCCGAUGGACAAGCUUGGAAGCACUUUGAUCGAAAGCAUCCUUCCUUCGCCAGUGAUCCCCGUAACGUUCGACUUGGUCUCUGUUCAGAUGGAUUUAAUCCGUACAUCCAGGCAUCGUCAUCACCCUAUUCUUGUUGGCCUGUGAUUGUUACUCCUUACAAUCUUCCACCUGAGAUGUGUAUGACUAAGCCUUAUAUGUUUUUGACGUGUAUAAUACCAGGUCCAUCUAAUCCAAAGGCAUCGAUAGAUGUUUAUCUAAAACCUUUGAUUGAUGAUUUGAAUAAGCUGUGGAGUGGUAUUUGGACGUAUGAUGUUUCAAGGAAGCAAAAUUUCCUAAUGAGGGCGACUUUGAUGUGGACUAUUAAUGACUUCCCUGCAUAUGGGAUGUUAUCCGGUAGGAGCACACAUGGUAGAUUAGCUUGUCCGCAUUGUAUGGAGCAUACUAAGUCGUUCACAUUGAAUUAUGGUCGGAAAAGUUGUUGGUUUGAUUGUCAUUGUCGAUUCUUGCCAAGUGACCAUCCAUUUAGGAGAAACACUAGGGCAUUUCGCAAAGGAGAAGUUGAAACGGAUGGGCCACCUCCGAGGUUGACUCCAUCACAACUUUGGAGAAGAGUCAAACAUUUUCCAAAAGUGACUGAAAGUGGUCUCAUAAGGAUCGAUGGGUAUGGAAAGUGGCAUAAUUGGACUAAAAAAAGUAUCUUUUGGGAUCUUCCAUAUUGGAAAGAUAACUUGCUAAGACAUAAUCUUGAUGUCAUGCAUAUAGAAAAGAAUUUCUUUGACAACAUCUUCAACAUAAUGAUGAAUGUCAAUGGUAAGACAAAAGAUAAUGACAAAGCAAGAAGAGAUAUUGGUUUAUAUUGUCGGCGCAAAGACUUGCAGUUGAAGUCACAGGGCGAUGGGAAGUGGCUCAAGCCAAAAGCAAAUUAUACGAUGACAAAAGAUGAAGCUAAAAUAGUUUGUCGUUGGAUCAAGGAGCUUAGAAUGCCAGAUGGUUAUUCUUCAAACUUGGCAAGAUGUGCUGAUAUUGAAAAGGGUAGUAUUCAUGGUAUGAAGAUUCAUAAUUGUCAUGUAUUCAUGGAGACAUUACUCCCUAUUGCGUUCAGCUCGUUGCCGAUACAUGUGUUAAAUCCUCUAAUAGAAAUUAGUCAGUUCUUCAAAGACUUGUGCUCAACGACACUAAAAGAGGAUUCAUUACAAAAACUGGAGGAAAAUAUUCCUCUUAUUAUUUGCAAAUUGGAAAGAAUAUUUCCUCCAGUAUUCUUUGAUAAAAUGGAGCAUCUCCCUAUUCAUCUUCCAUAUGAAGCAUGGCUUGGCGGACUAGUACAAUAUAGGUGGAUGUAUCCAUUUGAAAGAUUUAUGGGGGAUUCAAAGCGUUCUGUAAAAAACAAAGCCAGAGUAGAAGGAUCCAUUUGUGCAACUUACUUGCAUCGUGAGACCACAUACUUUUGCUCUCACUAUUUUCAAAACUUCACGUUGUGUCCGAAAAAUCGUAGGAAUGAAACACAAUGGCAAAGUCAAACAUCUGAGUCAACAUUAUCGGUGUUUAAACAAGUUGGUCGUCACGCAGGCAAGGAGUGCACUUAUUGGUUAACUGAUGUUGAAUUCAACUCUGCUCAUGUUUACAACGAGCCAUUAUGUGUUAGAAAUCAAGAGUUAAGGGAUUUGGCAAACCAACCCAUGAGAUGCGUGAAGGAGUGGCACACAUACUUUGUCAAUGGAUACAAAUUCCACACUAAUGCAUGGUCGAACGGGAAGAAGACAAUUAAUUGUGGUGUGUACGUGAAGGGCCUCACAGAGGGUGGUUAUGAUGAUUUUUAUGGAAUAAUUCAUAAAAUAUAUGAGCUAGAGUACAACACCUCUACUUAUCCAAAGAAAGUUGUUCUUUUUUAUUGUAAAUGGUUUGAUCCUUCUAGAAAUGGUACAAGAUUACAUCCUACGUAUAAUACUGUCGAACUUCAAAUCAAUUUAAGAUACCCACCAUUUGAUCCAUUCAUUCUAGCAAAUAAUGUUAAACAAGUUUAUUAUGUCCCGUAUCCAGCAUUUCGGAACAUCAACAAACGUGGUUGA